Molecule: messenger RNA, 1290 nt
Organism: Morchella importuna
Lineage: Eukaryota; Fungi; Ascomycota; Pezizomycetes; Pezizales; Morchellaceae
Exons: 6
Coding region: 1-1290 (429 amino acids)
Biological process (GO): response to endoplasmic reticulum stress
Cellular component (GO): endoplasmic reticulum lumen
Molecular function (GO): protein-disulfide reductase activity; protein disulfide isomerase activity
Source: RefSeq, a predicted model, not a curated record
AUGGUUCUCCUCAGAGACGUUACCAGUGUUGUAGCCUUUUUGGCAAUGGCACAAAGUGCCAGUGCCUUUUAUUCAAAGACAAGUGGAGUCUUGAGUCUUGACCAAAAGGGAUUCAAAAACGAGAUCCUGCAGUCUGGACAUGCUGCUGUCGUAGAGUUCUAUGCGCCAUGGUGCGGACAUUGCAAAAAUCUCAAGCCCGACUAUGAGAAGGUUGCAAAAUCACUGAAAGGCCUUGCCAAGGUUGCUGCAGUCAAUUGUGACGAGGAGAAGAAUAAGAAUUUGUGCGCGGAACAGGGAGUUCAGGGUUUCCCUACGCUUAAGAUAUUUCAGCCUUCGGGGAAGAAGGGGAGUCCGUCUGUUAUAGAUUACAACGGCCCUCGAACUGCAAAGGCUAUUUCUGAUGCCGUCGCUGAACGUAUACCUAAUCAUGUUACCCGUGUCACCUCCAGUAAGCUUGACGAUUUUUUCGCCAACAAAAAUGAGACGGUGAAGGCGAUACUAUUCACGAACAAGGGCGUUACCAGCCCACUCUGGAAAGCUCUAGCUAUUGACUUCUUGGGUUCUAUUACUUUCGCUCAAAUUCGUGAUAAGGAGGCACAAGCUAUUGAGGCUUUUGGAAUCGACAAUUAUCCGACUGUAGUGGUUCUCCCCGGAGGAGACAAGGAGGCAAUUGUUUACCAAGGGAAGAUUUCGAAGGAUGAUUUGUUCGAGUUUUUCAAACAAAUCGCACCUCCUGUGAAGGAGCCUGAAGCUUCUGCCAAACCAAAAAAAGAAAAGAGCAAGAAGACCGAGGAGCAACAGCCGAUUGUCGUAGAGGUUAAUGAUGAAGAUGCUCCAGUUAAAAACAAAGUUCCCGAACCGGAAAAGCCCAAAGUAGAAGUUCCUGUUCUUGCCGACAAAGCUGCCCUGACUGAGGCAUGCCUCUCUCCGAAGUCAAAAACUUGCGUUUUGGCUAUUAUUCCUGCCGAGUCAGAGUCUGAGACUUUCACUAGCAUCUACAAUACGCUUUUACACAGGACUGUCAAUGCGUUCAACGUUUAUAAGCUCGCAUCUUCUUCGGAACACGCUCAGGAGCUUUUGGAAAAGCUGAACUUGGACAAGUCGUCCGGUGCUGUCGUUGCCGUGAAUGCACGAAGGAACUGGGUUAGAAAAUUCGAGGGCGACAUUACGAAUGAGGUCGAGAUCUUGGCGUGGCUCGAUGCUGUUAGGCUUGGAGAGGUGAAGAAGGAAAAGUUGCCAGCAGGCUUGGUUGUUGAAGAUAAGGAGGAGGAGGAGCACGAUGAGUUGUAA